AAGCGAUGGUCUUAAAUAUUUUCGUCCAGGUUGUACGACAAGUAACAUCGCUAUCAUUUUCACUAUUGACUACACAUUUGGUAAGUAAAAUUGAUUUAACUAUCUUCUGAAACAUUAUAAAAACAAAAAAAUAAUUACAAUUAAAUAUUGCAAAUAAACAUAAAGCGUAUAUUAUUGUAUAUACGAGUAUAUAAUAAGUAUUCAAUUAUUAUUGAUAAUUUUACCAUUUUUACUUUAAUUUUCUUUAAAAAAUGUAUUAAUAUUAUGAAUAAUAAUAUUAUAAAGUAUGGUGCAAAUUGGUUUUGUUUCCAUUCAAUAAUAAACAUAAAUUUAUUACAAUAAAAAAAAAACGGAUUUUUUUUAUUGCAAUCUAUAAUUUGUUAAACUAAACUAUAGAUUAUACACCCCCGAUGUAUGUCCCUCGAAAGCAUAUACAAAUUAAAUAAAACACUUUCACAACUAAAUUGCCUUUCUUUUUAUGAAUAUCUUCCAAUAGCAAAAAAUUAAAUUCUCACCUUUAAAAGAAUAUUUGUGUUAGUGUAGGUACAUACAUUGCAGAAUAAAUUAUUUUAAACGUAUUUUUAAAUUCUUCUUGAAUGUCCGAUACACGCUACAUACGCGGUAAUGGAUUACAUACACACUUCAAAUUAUAUGAAUGUGUUAAAUUACUUUCAGGUUUGGAGGUUUCAAUUUAAAAAUGAAAUUUUUAUUUUGUAUGCUAUGGUGUGUUGUUUUUUGGUGGAAUUCACCAGCAAGUUGUAUAAAAAAACACAAUAUUGGCUUAGGAGUACCUAACAUAAUUGAAACAAGUAAUACAACUAUCGAGGACAAAUGGUUUGUACAGAUUCUAGAUCAUUUCAAUCCAACAGAUAAUAGAACAUGGGAACAGGUACUAAUAGUUGUAUAUACUCGUAGUAUAUAAUAUGGGUGUCUAUUUAUCGACAUUUUACAAAUUCAGAAAUUAUAUUAAUUUUUUUUUAGAGAUAUCAAGUAAAUCAGGAAUAUUAUAAGGAGGGUGGUCCGGUGUUUUUGAUGAUAGGAGGAGAAGGUCCAAUUUCAAAGAGAUGGAUGGUUGACGGUAGUUGGAUUGAGUAUGCACAAGAAUUUAAUGCAUUAAGUUUUCAAUUAGAACAUCGGUAUUAUGGUUCUAGUAUUCCCACCGAGUAAGAAUAAUAUUAAUAGUAAAAUUUAGUAUAAUAAUCAUUGAUGCAAAAUAACCGCCUUUACUUAAACUAUAUGUCUAAUAUCGCAAUAGGAUUUCUGAGGUGUUCUAUAUAAUUAUUUAACACAUUAAAAUUAAUUGUUAUCAUUUAAACUUAAUGUAAGGAAAAAUGUAGUGUCUUUUAUUCAAAUAUUUCACUUUAUAAUUAUUUAAAUCUAAUAGUGUAUAAUAAUUGUAUAUGUUUAUAGGUAUUCAUGUACAAAAUAACCUAAUGUUUCAGAAACAUCACUACCGAUAAUUUAGUAUAUUUGAGUAGUGAACAAGCGUUAGCAGAUUUGGCAAGAUUCAUAAUCAAUAUUCAAUCGGAAUAUGAAAUCCCAUCUACAACUAAAUGGGUUGCAUUUGGUGGGUCUUACGCGGGGUCCUUAGCUGCCUGGUUAAGACUGAAAUACCCACAUCUCGUACAUAUAGCUGUAUCUUCAAGUGGCCCGUUGUUAGCAAAAAUAGACUUUCAAGGUGUGUUGAACUAUCAUGUUAAAAUAAUACGUCUAGGUACUAUACAAAAUAGGAAGGAAAGUUUAAAUAUUGUAUAACAUUAUAUUUAGAAAUUCGGAAUUUUUUGAACUCCUAUGUAUAUAUCAAUAUAUGUAUACAUGUAAUAUACAACAUAUAGGUAACUAAUAACUGUUAGGUUUGUAAAAUAAAUUGUAUAUAAUUAUUGAAUAAUGAAUAAAUCUAAAAGUUUUUCAAUGGCGAAUUCGGAUUAUUUUAAAAUUGAUAUUUAUACGAAUAUAAGUAAGCUAUGAAAGUAUUCAUCCUGGUUGCGUCACUUCAACACGCGUAAUCUUAAAUUUAAUGGGUACAUAGGGUUAUAAAUUAAUUCCAAUUUACUCCGGAUUAUUGUUCGUUGAAAAAAUAUAACGCAGUUUUUAUUUCCACAGAAUAUUUCAAGGUCGUCGAAAAUUCUUUAUCGACUUAUAAACACGAAUGCGUAACAAAAAUAAAACGAGCUAAUGAAAUAAUCAACGUUCUUCUCAAAACACAUUUUGGAACAAAUUUGGUUGCCAAAAAGUUCAAGUAAUAUUUAAAAUGUUUAAAUUAAUAAUAAUAUUCUACGAUCUUCCGCUAUUUACCUGCACUCCUUUCCAGUUUCGUUGAAUUUGGGGUACGGAUAACUUUUUUGGUAGUGGUGGAUGGUGCUCGCAGUAGUGAGAAAUAUACAUAAUAGUAUGAGUUGUAAUAUUUGUAGCAAAUAUAACUAUAAAAAAUAGUACAAUGAAUCAAGUAAUAUAGUCUGUUUCAAUUUACAGAGUUUCUCAAUUCGAAUUUUAGACAAAACAGAAAGACUGUUAUAAUAAACUAUCGCGAUCGUCAACUUUUCUAUAUAUUUAUGAAAAUAGAAAUUAGCUCUAAUAACUUAGGUUUAAAUCCACUAAAAGAACUUUGGUAAAUUUCGAUUCCAUACAUUGCCACGCUCAAUGAAAAAUUGUAGACGAGCUAUCUUAGCCCAUCAAUAUCAAUGCUCAUUUUUGCAAAACAUAUGCAAAAUGUUAAAAUAAUAUUAUGUUCCUACACUUAGAUAAUACACACUGGAUAGAGCUUCAGCAUAGUAGUCUGUGCUUAAAGCAAACCUGUUUGACCCCGAUGUAUUUAUUUCGCAUGCGUCAGAAACGAAAUAGAUAGCGCGGGACAGAGUAGGAAUCACAAUCAUUGUUUGUACUAGAAAUUAAGAUAUACCUAAAUAAUAUAUUACCAUAUAUCUUAAUUCGUGGUUUAUACAUGUGUAGUGGUAACUUAAAUGUGGUUAUACACAUUAUACUCUAUGUUGUAUAUACCUAUUACCACAAACACUUUGUUUCGCGCAUGUGCAGUGAUGACAUUGAGGCCUAGUUGCCUAGAUUUUAAGUCAUAGCUCUAUCCAGCGUGUAUUAUCUAAGUUUCUACACUACGUCAUAUGGAUUACAAAAAUUCUACACUAAUGCACUAAUCUGUUUUUAUAUCAAUACUCACAUGCAAACGUCAUCAAUUCCCGUAUUGUAACGUGUUUCAAACAAAUCAAACUUGAUAACAUGAGUUAUGGUUUUUCUCUCUUGUGAUCUUUACUUUCUUGAUUUAUACAAUUUGUUGUGAGUGUAAAAUAUUAUUUUAAAUCAUCGGAGAUGAAACUUAAAAUUAUUAUAAUGUAUAUAUGAAGUAUUUCAGUAAUUCUUAACACAUUGUGCGGUAGUUAUACUUAAAUUUAUUUUAGUAGGUACCUAGGUACUUUGGUUAUAAAAAUUAAUUUUUCUUACAAGCUCAAACAAAAGAUUGUUUCCAAAUUCAACAAAAAAAAAUUAGUUUAGGGCAAAAAAUCUAAUUAGUUUUGUAAAAAAAAAAAAACUGGGCAUUGAAGGGUUAAUGUCUUAAUAAAUCGCCCGUUUAUAUUUUUUCGGGAAAAGCUUUAUUUACUAGCACUAGUUCUUAUAUCCGCCUGCCCUACUUCUUCUAUCCGCCACUCGUCUCCCAUCACUUAUGAUUUUGCUUCUUACCAGUGACGAAUUCUCCGGGCAUGCUUAAGAAUAACAACAUAACAGCGGCAUGUUCAGCAUUUUUCUAUUGAACCAGGAGGGGGGAGGUGAGGGAUGAACUAUAUUUUAUAUUGUUGAUAGUCAUAUACACAAAUUUACAAAAUGUACUUAUCGGUAGGUACAUGAAUUGAUAUUUUAGUAGUAGGUAGUGAAGUACAAAUUAAAAUGUUAAUAUAUAUAUAUACUGUAUACACAAUAUACAUACCUAAUUUAUUUAGCUGGUAGCUUAAAAUAUAUAAGUUUGUUAUUCUGAUCUUUUAGACUAUGCCAACCCUUAAACAAAUCCAACAAAAAAGAUGUAGCGAAUUUAUUUGAAUCAUUAGCGGACAACUUUGCAGACAUUGUGCAGUACAACAAAGACAAUAGGCACUAUUACAAUUAUGAACGAUCUUUAGUAACGAUAGAGACUUUAUGUGAUAUUAUGCUCGAUAAAUCGAUACCAGAUUCAGUAAGUGUGCAAUUGCAUGACUAUUAAACAAUGUUUUACAUUUAUUACAAUCAAUUAUAAUACAUUAUGUACACACCUAUCACCUACCUAUCGUAUCUACCUGUUAGGUAAACACUCUGCUUCAAAGAUAAAUUUUUUAGUGAGAAAUUUUAUUUUAAAUUAAUCAGUUUGAAUUAAAGUCAGAAUUAAAUAAUUCAAUUAAAUUAAAACAUUUCUCUCUUUCCUUCAUAACCAAUAAAACCAUUAACAUAAUCAGUAUUUUGUGUACUUAUAUAUUAUUUAGUGUUAUAAUUUUAAUUUUUGUUAAUGUUGAUUUUUAUUUUCUAGCUUGAUAGAUAUGCAGCUGUCAACAGUAAAAUGCUAUCCAUCUAUGGUUUAAAUUGCUUAGAUCAUGUUUACGAUAACAUGAUUGAAUUUUAUCAAGAAACAUCAUGGGAUAGUGAUGCUGCCGAAUCCGGUAGUACGUUUAAGUUAUAAACUUUAAUAACCAUUACUAAUAUAAUAAAAAAAAAACUAUAACUAUACUCUAUCCCAGUGUCCCAUGCAUUCAAAUGUCAUCACCGACAACGGUAAGUAUACGCAGAGCAAACCAAUUUUCGAUAUCGCACGGUAUGCUCUCACGUGGGACAGGGUAUAUAUCAAAAUUAAACACUACCAGCUCAUAAAUAAUAUGUUAAAAAAAAUCACACAGUGUAUAAUUAGUUUUAUUUCAUAACUACUUAGUUUCGGUUUACGCUAUCAUCAGGUCGCUGAUAAACAAUGUAAUUAAAUGGUGUACAUAAAAAGGAACAGUAUACAUUUUUAAAAUUAAAAUAAACAAUACCGUUAUACCGUAAUACCGUUAUAAUAUAACAAGUGUAUACAUAUUUUUUUAGAACUUUAUUAUUCUAGGACGUCUUUUUUUUAAUCUAAUUUCAGAUGUAUGUUCUUUGAAUCUGAUUUUAAAGUUUCUAUCUGUUUUACCUACAUAUAUUUUAUUACGUUCACAUUGUAAUUUGUAAAUACCUGGUUUAUCAAAUUUAUUUACUGAUUUAUCAUUAUAUACGUUGAUAUUUUAUUGUUUGGUGAAUUGGUAAUAUAAUAAUAUGUUUCGAAAGCUGGUUUGUAAAUUUAGUUAUUAUUAUUGUAUUGCAAUUUAUACAGGCAGUGAGUUUGUUGGUUAGGAAACUAUUAUAUUUGGUGUUUAUGUACUUAAUGUUAUUUUUAUUUUUAUUAUUAAAAACAGAAAUAAUGAAAACAUUACCAAUAAUAAAAAUAAAAAUUACAUCAAUUACAUAAGCACCAAAUAUAAUAGUGUCCUAACCAACAUUCUCACUGCCUGUAUAAAUGAGACAACAACAAUAAUAACCAAGUAGCAUAUAUAAUUUCUGGAGCUGUGCUCCCUGUUGCAAAAUUUAUUUACGUUUUUUAUUUUUGAACAUUCAACUGCAAAUAUUUUCUUCGAACAGCCACGACUGGUACAAGUUGAUUGUUGUAACAUGGUUUCAAUUUCUUCAAAUACAUUUAAGUAUAAUGCUAGCCAAUAUUUGUUUACUAAUUUAAAUUUCACUAAACUCCUUUCUGCACUACUCUACUUUGUAUAAAGGGUGGUAACAACACAUUUAAUUCCUUUUUUGAGUGAAACUUCAAAAUCCUUCGGCAUUGUAGCCCAUUUGUCACCAAUUAUUUCACAGACAUAUGAAAAAAAUUACUUCACAACUUUCAAUCGAAUUUGUACCUAAUUUAUUUGUUUUUAUCUCAAAAUUUUGAAAAUGUUUCGAUUUUUCAAUAAUAUAUUAUUAUCAAAACAAGGUAAUAUAUUGGUUAAAGUAUAUAUUAAAGUUAAAUAUUUUUCGUUGUUUGGUUUCAUUGUAAAUUCAAUUUUUUGUUUUGUUUUGUAUGUAUAAAUACAACGGUUUUCAAAUAUAAAUAUUUCCAAGAUAAUAUAAGCUGCAACAUGGCUCAGCCAAAUUGUAUAAUAUCGUUAAAACAACAAGUAAAGCUAAUGACAAACACUAAUUUCAAACCUCAACUAUCUUCUACUUUUUUUCGUAUCCAUUUUUUAUAUAAAUUAAUAUAUUUUCCAAUAUUUCUAUACAAAUUAUAUCAAUUAUACAGCUAAAACUUAACUACUUAACAGCGCGAGCCAAUUAAUAAAUAUUCACUCAAACAGUUUAGCUUGUUAUUAAAAAUCUUAUGAUAUUGAAUACACACAUAGAGCGAAGCAGAGAUUUAAAAAUUAAUUUUAUCUAAUCAGCCACUAAAAGUCAACAAAUUAAAUGUAGAUUUAUACUCAAUUAGUGACUUCUAAAAUCUAAUUUUUGUCCCCCUAGAUAAAAUUUCUGAAACACUGUGGCCACUGGUAUAUAUAGGUAAAUAAACAUAAUGAAAACAGUAUAAAAAUAAGCCAAAAUACUUUGCACCAUAGGCGUGCUACUGUUGUACAUUGGAAAUUGGUAAGAUAGGUUCAGUAUUUAAACCACAGUGACCACAGAUUUUAUAUUUUUAUAGUACUAUAAGCACAACUUAUAAUGAACUUUGUGUCAAAUUUUUGACAAAUUAAAACAAUUUUAUCCUCACAUAAUAAUGUUACUAUAAAACUAAUAUAUUUUAGAUAGCUAGAUAGUUUUAGUUUCAGUUUGAAUUGUUUUUGUAUGAACACAUCACUCUUAAAUUUUUGAGCUUAAGCCUAUGAAAUAAAUCAGUUAAUUUAAUAAAUAAAUAAAACCUAAAAAUAUUAUAUAUAUAUUUUUUUUUUUCAAGUAGGUAACUAGGUACAUCAUUAUUAUUGUUAUUAUUAUUUUUUUUUUUGUUAUAGGUCGACAAUGGAUAUAUCAAACUUGCACAGAGUUUGGUUUUUAUCAAACUUCCAGUCAAGAUAAUCAUGUAUUCGGUCAUAAUUUCCCAGUUGAAUUUUUCAUUGAUAUGUGCACAGAUAUUUUUGGAAAAUCGUAAGUUUAUCCACUAAAAUAUGUAUAUAACUUUGUAUAUACCAAUUACCUACCUUAUUUAUUAGUAUUUUAAUAUGGAUAUUAUAGUUUUAAGUAUAAGAUAAAUAUUUUAACAAAGGAAAAAUCACUUAAAAUUUUAUUUUUUAGUUAAAUUCAGAGUAGGUACCCUUAUAUGAAUAAUCAUAAAACGCAGAUUUUUUUUAAAAACACACUGCCUAUAUUUUUUGUAAUUAAUUCCUGUCUAAUUAAAAGGUUAUCAGGUUUUAAGUAGGUAUUUUGUUUAUUAAAAAUUUUAAAAAACUGUAAUUAUUUAUCAAAUAAUAGUUUACAAAAACUAACAUGUAGUUAUUUUAGUUAUUUUAGAUUCUGAGCAAAAUAAAGUGAUAAUUUGUUUGAUUUUCCUAGUAGGUAGUUAUAGGAAAAAAUGUUAUCUUUUGUUGAUUUCUGGAAUAGGUACAUUGGUAACUUUCAACUACCCUUUUAAAACAGUGGUACACAAAUCAGUAGUAGAUUUUUAAAAUGUAUUUCUCAUUUAAAUUACUUCUCUAUUAUUUUUAAAAAUAAUGUCAGCUAUCUAAUAUAAAAACAAACUUCCUCCUUAGACAAAAAUGAAAACAUAAACAAUAAACAUUUACUAAAAAAUAUAGUUGUUGGUAUAUUAGGUGCUUACUACCUACUUAUACAUUUUUGCAUUAUUCUAAACUAUUAUAUUUUUUAUUAGAUUUAAUUUGGAUCUAUUGACUAGAGCAGUUGACCGAACCAAUAUGAUUUAUGGUGAAUUGAAUAUUAAAGAAGAUCGAACUAUAUACGUACAAGGAUCUAUUGAUCCAUGGCAUGCAUUAGGUAUAACAAAAACAAGAACAAAUAACACUGUUUCAAUUUACAUUGAUGGUAAAUAUUAUUUUACAUUAUAACAUACAAAAAAAUAAUACCUAUAAAUGCUUCUCUAGGUACUUAUUAUACAUAUCUAAUACGUUAUUUUAUAUACCUAAUACGCAAACAAAAUUGAUUUUUUUUUUUUUUAGGAACAGCUCACUGUGCAAAUAUGUAUCCUUCAACUCCAACAGACCCUCCUCAGUUGACAGAAGCUCGUACAACAAUCAAAGAAUACUUGAAUGAAUGGUUAAUAGAGAGUGACUGGUAAAAUUCAUAUUAAUAUACAGCUUUUCAAAAUGUUUUAAUUUGUGAAAAAUAAAAUAAAACCACUUAUAUUU
Cinara cedri is the source of this 8321-nucleotide messenger RNA. Lineage: Eukaryota; Metazoa; Arthropoda; Insecta; Hemiptera; Aphididae. The record is from the annotation of a GenBank genome assembly.